ACUGAGAGCUCUAGCUAGCUAAGCACAGAUAAAAUGGGCGGAGGCAACAUGCCAGAGUCCAAGGGAAAGGCCAUAUUUGUUGAUAAAAAGAACGAAUGGACCGAGACAGGACUCCGAUAUGCCUUCGCAGGGAUAUCAUGCAUGUGUGCUGCAUUCGUAACCAAUCCGAUCGAUGUGACCAAAAUUCGUAUGCAACUGGAGGGGGAGCUCAACUCUGCGAAUGCUAGGUCGGCUUACCAGCAGAGAUACUACAAGGGAAUAAUCAGAGGAGCGUUGACUAUCGCCAAGGACGAAGGAAUCAGAGGAUUGUAUAAAGGAAUCACUCCAGCUCUGGUAAGAGAAGCCAGUUACAGCUCCAUCAGGAUCGGUGCUUAUGAACCUAUCAAGCGUCUCUUUGGUGCUACAGACCCAGCCCAUACACCACUCUACAAGAAAAUUGCAUCCGGGGCUACAUCAGGUGCACUAGGCAGUUGGAUAGCAACCCCAACAGACCUGAUACGAGUUAGACUCCAAGCAGAGGCCAAACUAGAGCAAGGACAGCAGCCAAGGUACAGGGGCUUCCUGCAUGCUUUCACUGAUAUAGCUAAAGCUGAAGGUCUGAGAGGGCUAUACAGGGGUACCAUCCCCACAGUGCAGAGGGCCAUGAUUCUUACUGCUGCUCAGGUUCCGACAUACGAUCACACCAAGCACACCAUGCUGAACCUAGGUUUGAUGGAAGAGGGCUUGAAGUUACACAUCUUCUCGUCCAUGGUAGCCGGUUUUGUUGCAGCGCUAGCGACUUCACCAGUGGAUGUCAUCAAAACAAGGGUGAUGAACCAGAAAAUUAAAGAUCUUCCAGUAGAAAAGCGUGCAUACAAGGGCUCUCUUGAUUGUUUCUUAAAGACAGUAAAGUCAGAAGGUUUAUACGGUCUCUACAAAGGUUUCUUUCCAAACUGGCUGAGGAUAGGACCACAUACCAUCAUCAGUUUCAUCUUAUUUGAACAGCUAAGAAGGUUAGCUGGUAUAGACCCCAUUUAACAUAGGCAUGCAUUGUAGGUAGUCAGAAUAUAAAUAUAGAUAGAAAUAAUAUGCCUGCUCAGAGCCAGAAGGGCUUUAACUCAUACAGAGUUAUUUUUUAAAGAAAAUGCCCAUAAGGAGACUUAGGAUUUUAGAGAAAUUCAUAGCAACAUAUAACCUACAAGGGAUAUUUUCAAUAAAAUGCAGCAUUUCUAAAUUGUUUGUAACUGAGUACUAUUAGAGUCAGAGGUCAAAGGUAUAGAAUAGAGUUGAAGAUGUUUAUUAAAUGCCUAAUGGUAAUGGGGAGUUUAUUGUAAAGCAUGGUGCAGAAAAGUAACUUUGCUUGUACUUCUUGGGUAACUAAUUGAUAACAUGGUUUCAUUACUUCUUUUUCUUUUUACUUUCUUUUUCUUCUCCUUCUUCUCUUCUAUCUGUUACACUAUUUACCUCAAAAGGGUGGCUUUGACUAAGUCUUUCAAUGCAUUAUUUAAAGAUUCAUUUUGAAAUGCUACUAAACAUGCAUACCUGUACUGUUCAUGAUGGGACAAAGCAAAAGUUUUGUGCAAAACAUCAAGGCCUGAAAUAGGUUUUUGAUCGUACAAACUGUACAAAUUACACUGUGUGGUAAUAUAUCAUGAAUUUAUUUUUGAAAUAACAGUAAUGUAUUACAGGCAAACUUUAACCUUAUGCAAAAGAAUAGGAAGCAAGUUAUAGACUUUAUAUUUUUGUAUAUAAAGAAAGAUGUUGUUUAUAUUGAGUGCUCCCAAACAUAUUGUAGUUUGGAUAAAUAUUUUGGAAUCAUGAAUUGAAAAUGAAUUGAAAAUGAAUAUGUCUUGCAUUUAAAAUAUGUUUUUAGUACAUUGACAUUUGUGUAUUGUAGAGGUGUUAUGGUCCAGUGGAUAAUUCUCUGGACUAUAUACCACAAGGUACGGGUUUCAAAUCCCUGCCACAGCUCUAACAUUCUUUGGCAAGACGUUAGAUCUGCAUUUGCCACAUUCCACCCAGGUGAGGUAAAUGGGUACACAGUAGGAUUAUUGUUUGAAAUGCACUGUAAGCUGAUAACGACUGGCGGAGCUAAAGCUAGGAUAAUAAUUUCCAAUGCUCUUUGGAAACGCAUAGGGAUGUUUUAAUGUGAUGUGUGCUAUACCAGAACUACCUAUUGAAUAAUCUGUUGACAUAUAUAUAUAUUCAAUGCAAUUUAACCGAUGAUGAGAAUAACUUAUCAAUUACACUAAUAUUUAUUGCAAGACGGUUUAAUCAAAACUACCAAGAAGUGGAAGUGCACAUAGCAUCUAUAUUAAUUUUGUCUAUUCAAUUUAAUCAUCCACAUUCUAAAUACAUUCUCAAUCAAUCAUGGUAUUAACAUCAUCUCACAAUUCUAGUAGUAAAUAAAAUGUUCAUUUUUUGCUCUUCAAAUAAAAUGGCAUUACCUUUGUAUCACAGCAUUUCCUGUUUCUAUUCUACCUCUAACUUUCCUUUGAUAAAAAAACCCAACUGUUAUGUCAUUGACAGUUGGGGCUUUGAUAAAGCAAAUAUUUUUGGUAUUUAUCUGCAUGAUUGUAAUAAUACAAAAUGUUUGCUUUGUAUAUUACAAAAAUCAUGCAGAAAUGAUAUGUCAUUUUAUAAAUUGGAAUGAAAAUUUGAUUCCACAGCUAUUCAAAAUAAAUGAUCCACACAUUUCAAAUACAUUCUCUAUCAGUCAUGUCAUCGUUAGGGGCAUUUCACAGCGCUACGACUAGUAAAUGAAACAUUCAUUUAACAUUCAUGAAGCUUGCCAUGCUUCUCUAUCAGGGUUUUAUUUCUAUACUCUACCUCUCAUCCUCGGUCAAAAUGGUAUUGUUUUCCAUUGUUUUAUUUAGGCAGAUUAUAUAAAAUUCAAACAUCUAUAAUGUCUAGGGAUGCAGAAAAUGGUUUUAAAAACCUUGGUUUGCAUCCCAGAUAUUUAAACAAAAGUUGAUAAAACGCUAUUUACAGGCAAUUUCAAACUACAGUGUAUAUGGUCUUUCUGUGUCCCAUACUUCCCCCAAAUCAUAGAAUGAAUAACAAAUGAACAUUGAAACUGAUAUUUUUCCAUGAUAAUUUUGUCUGAACCCAGCUGUAGUAAAGCUAGCAAUUUGAUGCUACUAUAGGGUGUACUACAAUCUUUGAUAUGGUCAAUAAUGUAUGGGACAAAAUAUGUUGGACUUGCUCAUACAGUAAUUACAA
Molecule: messenger RNA, 3201 nt
Organism: Strongylocentrotus purpuratus (purple sea urchin)
Lineage: Eukaryota; Metazoa; Echinodermata; Echinoidea; Camarodonta; Strongylocentrotidae
Product: mitochondrial substrate carrier family protein ucpB-like
Exons: 6
Coding region: 34-1017 (327 amino acids)
Biological process (GO): transmembrane transport
Source: RefSeq, a predicted model, not a curated record